GCGAACGUAUGAAAACGAGUGAAAAUAAAGUAAAGACAAUGCUACAACUUAAAGCAGACUAUAAAUCAGUGUCUGGCCAAGAUUGGAAACCUGACCAAAGUCCCCCAGCAGUACCAGCACAAAAAGUGUCUGGUGAGGACAUAGGAGCUAAUAUUACAGAUGCUGAGCACAAAGUUCUCGAGUUCAAGAACAGCAAGGCUGCCAAGAGUGACGCAGCAGUAAAGACACUGCUACAACUUAAAGCAGACUAUAAAUCAGUGUCUGGCCAAGAUUGGAAACCUGACCAAAGUCCCCCAGCAGUACCAGCACAAAAAGUGUCUGGUGAGGACAUAGGAGCUAAUAUUACAGAUGCUGAGCACAAAGUUCUCGAGUUCAAGAACAGCAAGGCUGCCAAGAGUGACGCAGCAGUAAAGACACUGCUACAACUUAAAGCAGACUAUAAAUCAGUGUCUGGCCAAGAUUGGAAACCUGACCAAAGUCCCCCAGCAGUACCAGCACAAAAAGUGUCUGGUGAGGACAUAGGAGCUAAUAUUACAGAUGCUGAGCACAAAGUUCUCGAGUUCAAGAACAGCAAGGCUGCCAAGAUCGCCAAUUGUCCUGUGCCAGCAAAUAUAAAGGUGGAAACUGCUGAGGAUACAGUAUUUGCUGAUCCAAAGGAUCUUAAUAGAAAGGAUGAAGAUCGGGUAAUCAAUUUGGAAAAGAGAAUCAAGCUGGUAGAAGAUCGGGUGGAAAAAAUAAAUCAGCAGAUCGCAAAGUGUCCUGUGGUGCCAGGAAAAAAGGAAUGGGUAAGCAAACGUUUGAGGAGAAGAGCUCGAAAGGCUCUUAAGAGGAGCCAUCCUCCAGGGGCGGAGCAGUGCAGCCAGACCCCGCAAUGCGAGGGGGCCCACAGUUCAAAAUAAAUGUAGGGCUGAUUGUAUUCAGUGUCGAUGUAACAGAGCUUAAAACUAAAAUUAAACUUAACCAAAAAAUAAAAACACAUCACAUUAAAUUUUGUAAAUACAUUGUGAAUUUGUAAUAAAUUAG
Messenger RNA from Physella acuta, 1023 nucleotides. RefSeq names its product bifunctional glutamate/proline--tRNA ligase. The record is from RefSeq and is a predicted model, not a curated record. Gene Ontology annotation, biological process: tRNA aminoacylation for protein translation. Gene Ontology annotation, molecular function: ATP binding; aminoacyl-tRNA ligase activity. NCBI's taxonomy places the organism in Eukaryota, Metazoa, Mollusca, Gastropoda, Physidae.